AUGUCCGAUCUCCAGUUGCUUUUGAAUUCUCGAAAUGUCAGACUUGUAGGUGAAACUGAUGCUGUCCACAAUUUGGAGCCAGCCUCUGACGUCAAGAAUUUCCUGUCUCGCCGCCGUACUAUUAUUAUAGUUGGCGGUGUCGUGAUUGGCGUGGCUGUCUGCCUGUGCACUGGGUCUAAUCCGUUGACAAUAAUUGUUGAAUGGUCGAAAACAGCUCUCAAGUUCAUCUCGCGGCUCUUGGUAGUAGGUCGCGCACAUGGAAUACCUGUCAGAGUUUUGGAGCGAGCCCCUGAUGCUUCGGAUCGGCUUUUGGCAGACGGUAGUACGAAUAACGAAGGUAGUGCAUAUGGAAUACGCGUCCAAAGAAAUAGCUCAGUUCGUAUGGAGGGCAGGAAUGAGUUUGACGUCUCUGGGUCUCAAAAUGCUACUGGGAUAGCCGUGGAAGACAGCAGCAGGGUCGAGAUGACAGCUAGAAGCGAUACAAGGAUCCGCGUCAACGGACAAGACGUGACCAGGCAGACCGGUGGGUCCAAACGGGAACUUCAGAAACAUGGUAACCUGAUAUCCAUUUCAUAG
Molecule: messenger RNA, 576 nt
Organism: Laccaria bicolor S238N-H82
Lineage: Eukaryota; Fungi; Basidiomycota; Agaricomycetes; Agaricales; Hydnangiaceae
Exons: 7
Coding region: 1-576 (191 amino acids)
Source: RefSeq, a predicted model, not a curated record